AUGGCAGGGAAUUGUAGAAAUAAGGAGAGAACUUUGGAUGUGGAACGUGGAGAGGAGGAACACGAAGUGAGGGUCUGCACUUGGGGUGGUCAGCACUGCGGAUGCCCAGCAAAGGCACUGCCUGGUCUACAUCACGGAGGGGUCUCUGCGCCCCAGUCGGCAUCGCAGCUGAUGGUGAAACUUUUGGUGUGGCGGAAGAGUGUCCCCAAACUUUGGAAGGUAUCUGCUGCAUCCUCCACAGUCAUGUAUGCCUGCCGAGGGCGAUCUUCUCGGGGAGCAGAAAGUCUCGCUCAUGGACCAGGGCUGAGGCACUUGCGCGGUGCAGCCCUGGCGGAGGUUCAGGCGGCCCCGGUGUCGCAAGCGGCUGUGAGUGAUGCUUCCAUGGGGCCGGAGGGGUCCCAGGAAGGCUGCAGACCAGGGCUGAGCAGCGGGCAGCAUGGUGGCCGCGAUGGAAGGUGACGGGGUUCUCAGCGCCAGGGGACCCAGCAGAGCCCGAGCCCGGGCAUCCCGCGUCUCCAGCAGCACCGCGGAGAGUCCUGGCGUUGGUGACGCGGCGGCCACUGCACGAGGCCCACGACCCAGUCCCAGAGGCCAGCCCAUCGUCAGUUAACAUCAGGAACCCCGGGCCAGCUGAGGCCCGGGCCCCACCGGCAAGACAAAGGGCAGAGGGUCCGCAGGCGGGGCCGAGAGCCGGCAGCGCAGGCCUGGCUCCACCGGCGCGGAACUCGCAGGGCACAGCAGGCACCGGGCAGCUACCAAGGCUUCCAGAGGAGGCUGUGCACCCGCGCAAAGGCUCCUGCCUGGCGUCCAGCCUCUCCGCGGGGACUCCACGUGCACCCCCUCCUCAUGGUCCUUGUCUAGGGCCGCGGCAAGGUACUCGCUCCCAGGGCGCGACUCCGGGGGCACAGGAGCCUGGGCUGAGCAGCUGGAGUAGGGUGAGCACCGCCAAGAACCCAGUGAGAGUGGCGCCCCAGGGCGGCACAGGAGGCCGCAUUUAACGUGUCAAUCAUCUCAAAGAUUUUAUGACAUCUUCUUUUUUUGACAUCUUAUAAUAUCUAUAAUGUCUAUUAUAUCUUGUGAUAUAAUUAUUAACACCACUUCAUUGUGAUUAUUAUUUUUAU
This is a messenger RNA of Symphalangus syndactylus (siamang), 1121 nucleotides long. RefSeq names its product protein FAM182B-like. The record is from RefSeq and is a predicted model, not a curated record. NCBI's taxonomy places the organism in Eukaryota, Metazoa, Chordata, Mammalia, Primates, Hylobatidae.